AUGAGAGGUUGUGUGGAGGAAGAAGACAAAUCAGAGUCUCCAACAUCCAUCUGUGUGUCCAAACAUUUUCCUACAGACUUCAGUGAUGAAGCUGGACCUUCAGACUUAAAGGUGGAGGACAGACGAAGCAGCGCUACACCUGACAGACAUGAAGGAUAUUCAUCCACAUCCAACACAACCCUUGAUGUGUCCGAGGACAACAGAGAAGAUCCGCUGAAUCCUGAUGAUCCAGAGAGGUUGAAGCAGCAGCAGCAGCAGCUUGCUGGAGAGAAUCUGACUGGGACAAAUCACUGGAAGGACUUCACACCCAAAGUGCUGACUGAGUCUGCAAACAUUUCAUACAGGUUCAAGUGUCCUGGUCCAGGUGUGUUCAGGUGUUCUUUGACUAGACUGGUGUUUGAUAUGGCUCAGAAGGCGGAGCUGCUGUACAGGACUGUCCAAUGGGAUGACAGUCGCCUACAACCAGCUGGCAAGAUGGCUGCAGGGCCGCUGUUCAACAUCCAGAGUCCUGACGGUGCUGUCAGUCAGCUCCAUCUGCCACACUGUGAAACCAUGGAUGCUCCACUCCCUGAAGGUGUGCUGUCUGUCGUCCACAUCACUGAUGAUGGAAUGAGCAUCUUGCAACCGUUGGAGAUUACAGACACUCAUGUGGUUGUGAACGUCCCUCACUUCUCUGCCUUUGGCCUGGUCUGGGAUGUUGUUAAGAGGUUUCUGAACAUCACGCUACCAAUCAGUGGCCAGGUUCUGCUGUUCCUCCGACCUAUGGACGAAUGUCUUCAAAAACUCAAUGUAUUUCUGCUGCAGGACAACAUUCCUUUGACAGAGGUUGAAGGCCAACAAGGAGAAGCUCAGUACAUCGAGAUCUCUUCCAAAUGUAAGCUCAGAAGUGGUCAAAGUUACAGUGUUCACUGUGAACCUGAGGCAUCCACAAUACAGCCUGAGCAUGAGGAAUUUUGCCCAACGUAUGGAUCAAAUUUCCACCCAACAUUUGAGGUUUUCCUCUCUACAAACCCAGAGAAAGUGACUUUGAUGGUCCAAGACCAGGAGAGGUCACAAGUGUGGAAACGUGUUGUGUAUCUGAGAGGUCCAAGAAGGGAAAAUCUACAGAGGACUCUCCCAGCAGGGGACAUCGUCUCAGCACAGACAGCCGAGAUGAAGAAGAUGGACCUCCUCAACAUUCUGGAGCAUUUAAAAGAUGAUGAAUUCAAGACCUUCAAGUGGCACCUGAAGGAGGAAAAGGUGGAUGACAUUGAACCCAUCAACGUGAGCCAGCUGGAGGAGGCAGCGAUGCGGGACGUGGUGGAUCUGAUGGUGCAGAAAUAUGGAUUUGCUGGAGCUGUGACGGUGAUGAAGAGUACUUUAAAGAAAAUCAGCAGGAAUGAUCUGGUGAUGAAGUUGUGAAACAUCGGCUCAGCAGCAGAAGGUCCUGGUCCUGGUCCUGGUCCUGUACUUUGACUGUCCCUGCAGGAAUGAAGCUGAUGUCUGUUCAGAGAAACCAUCAGGUCAUAACUGAUGAUGAAAUGGAGUUUGCCGGCAGAGAGACUCUGACUGGGCCAUGUUACUGGGAGGUAGAGUGGAGAGGAGAGCUUCAUCCAGCAGUGACUGACAGAGGAAUCAGAAGAAGUGCAGAUGAGUCUCAGUGCUGCAGUCUGAACUGGUCUGAGAACAGCUCCACUGUCACACACAAAGUCAAGUCCACCAUCAUCCCUGUGUUUUCCUCUGGAUCUGACAGAGUAUCAUCAGUGUAUCUGGACUGCUCUGCUGCUGCUCUGUCCUUCUACACAGUCUCUGCAGACACACCCAGACUCCUCCACUCAACCACCUCCUCCACCCUCCUCCUGGACCUGAGUCUCAGUCUGGAUUUUGGUCCAUGUGGAUCAUCUCCAGCAGAGGCUUGUUUAGAAAGACUUUCCUGCCUUUGUAUAUAAGUUGUAUAUAUGUUUUAAAUGUGUAUAAGUUUUAAAUGUCUCUUUACUGUCAGACAUGUGACCAUCUGUAUCUGUUGAAACCAGAGUGACACUGCAGAUUAUUGCAGAAUCACUUGACACUAUAACCGUUAAUUUACAGGAUUGUACAUAUCAGAGAAUAUUGACGUAUAUUAUAUAUCAAUAUAUAAUAUUGAGUAGGCUAGUAGUGUGAUGCGUGAAACAAACAUCCCUCAGGAUUAUGUGAGAUCUGUCAAAUAGAGGAAUCAGUGCAGCAUGUAAUUUUUCACCGUCAUAAAUACUCUUGAGAAGGUGAAACAUUAAAGAGGGAAAUCAGGAAGCUUGAAGUGGAAGAAAUGAGUCUAAAAAUGUAUUUGCCAUCAGGUUAGUGAGUCUAUUUCAUUAUAUGAAAGAAACUGGGCUGAUCAAAAGAAAUUAGUGUUCAGUGAAAUAUAGGAGAUGAGUCAUAACAUUUCUGAUAUGCAAGAAUGUUUGUUGCUUCACAUCUAUGAGACUCUGUGUGUUUGUUCUGUUUCAUUUAAUUAAAUAAAGAUUAAACAUGACAAUUAA
This is a messenger RNA of Thunnus maccoyii (southern bluefin tuna), 2495 nucleotides long. Its product is annotated as NACHT, LRR and PYD domains-containing protein 1b allele 2-like. The record is from RefSeq and is a predicted model, not a curated record. The transcript is spliced from 11 exons. The coding region runs from base 1 to 1401 and encodes 466 amino acids. Lineage: Eukaryota; Metazoa; Chordata; Actinopteri; Scombriformes; Scombridae.